Messenger RNA from Stylophora pistillata, 3636 nucleotides. RefSeq names its product neurochondrin. Gene Ontology annotation, cellular component: dendrite. Lineage: Eukaryota; Metazoa; Cnidaria; Anthozoa; Scleractinia; Pocilloporidae. Gene Ontology annotation, biological process: regulation of neuronal synaptic plasticity; neuron projection development. The record is from RefSeq and is a predicted model, not a curated record.
CUUCAGAAAUGUAUUUCACUUCUUAAAGGGGCAAAGACAGACACGGAGCGUUUUGCAGCAUUGCUGCUGGUCACUCAGGUGGUUAGUUCGAACGCAGUUGAUGUCACUGGGCGAAGGGAACUUUUCGACGCGAUCGGUUUCAAGUUUUUGAACAGAUUGUUGAGUACCAGAAGUGUACCCAACGGCUGUCCUUCAGACGUGUAUCAAUCGCUCUCACUGACUAUUCUGGCUUGCUUUGCAACGGAUGAAGAGCUCUGCUCUCACGGCGAGAUGAUAAACAAAAUUCCCAUGUUCCUGGCCACGAUCAAAGCGGCGGAACGAGGUGACUCUGCUAUCGUGGACAAUUGUUAUCAAAUUAUGGCUUCUCUUGCUAGUUCCUCGACUGGAAUGAGACAUUUAGUUCAAAUGGGAGCAAUUUCUACGCUCUGUGAAAUCCUUGAAGAAAAAUAUUCAAAGAAAGCUACUGAAAUCUUGCUUCGAAUCCUGAACAAUGAACCACGUGUACUUUGGCGGCAACAGAGCAAAGACCUUCUUGGCGCACUGAGUGCAUUGAGUAAGCUGUUCCAGGAAACUCAAAAGAGCAGUAAAUUUGAACUUUGUAGCUAUUUGGUACUUUUUUUAUCAGGUGCUGAAAAGUCUACGUUUGAAGGGUUAGAAGAUCAUUCGUGGCUGACCGACAUUUAUAAGGCUUUGAACGAUAUUCUGCACUCAAGAAUUUCAUCGUCACAGAGGGAUCCCUCUCUGAUUCUAUUGUCGGUAAUUAUCGAUCUGGUCGGAAUGGACUGGAUGGUUACAUUUUCAGAACAAGAUUCUCAAGGACUAUUUGUUUUAAGCCUUACGAUUGUCAGUGUCGAGAUAAGAAUGAUUUUGGACGGUAACACAUCAGAGGAAGUCGAACCUAAAGCCAUUGUCCUUGGUAGCUGCUACAACAUUCUUGAAAAAGCAAUCAACUUCGCUAUUGUUCAAACACACAAUCAAGUUCAUUUUCCGUCUAUUAUUAGCAAUGGCCUCUCAAGGGUAUAUUCCUUGUCAACCGAGGCCAUUCACUCUAUUGUUUUGUAUUUAGACCAAGUAGCACAAAGAGAGACCAAAGGUCGCCGAACUGGACAAAACCGAGUGGUGGUAGCGUCGGUCCGCGUUCUUUGUUCAUGGAUGUCCGAAGAAACUUUGGCUUUACAAGAAGAUGUCGGAAGGUUACUUCCAUUUCUGUUGAAGCUUGGGAAGGAGUCAAUUGCAACAGAAAUAGUGACGGAGGAUCCAAUUUCCCCAGAACUGAGGCUAGCUCUUUGUUUGUAUCGACUGGGCCGCGGAGAUUAUUUCUAUACUAUCGCAGAGAUGGCAGGUUUAGGAGUAUCAACGGUAUGUUCCAUCGUUAAUGAAGUCUGCCAGCUCCUUGUUGACCAUCUUUGGAGUGAGUGCGUGUCUAGUCAUAUGCCCAAGACUCAGGAUGACUUUAAGAAAAAAAUGUUGGAUAUGGACGAGUUUUGGCAAUUUCCUUGCUGUUGGGCAGCAAUAGACGGCUGUCACAUUCCCAUUAAAUGCCCUCCUGGUGGACUUGAGGCAUGCAAGGAAUAUCAUAACUUUAAGAACUUUUAUUCCAUAAUACUAAUGGGCCUGGUAGAUUCCCAUUACAGAUUUGUUUGGGGCAGCUGUGGGUUCCCCGGGAACUCCCAUGAUGCUGUAAUUUUUCGUUCCACCGACCUCUGGAACUCAAUACAAGAAGGUUUUAUUCCAACAAUUGGUAAAGAUGUGGGUGAAAUUACUGUCCCACCCCUCAUUGUUGGAGACUCUGCAUUCCCCCUUCGUUCUUGGUUAAUGAAGCCAUUUACCAAUGCUGUAUUGACACCUCAGCAGCGUUACUUCAACUAUCGCUUGAGUAGAGCACGCAUGGUCACAGAAGCUGCAUACGGCCAACUUAAGGGUAGGUGGAGAGUCCUACUCCGGAAAAGUGAAACCAGCCGAGAUCAAGUCCGCAUAACCACCCUAGCAUGUAUUGUACUUCAUAAUAUUUGUAUUAUGCAGGGAGAUGCCAUCUCAAGAAAGCUUGAUCUAUCUGUGGAUGAAAGUGGUGGAAAGAGGGACAGGGAGGAGUUGAGAAAGUUGCUGCAGAUGAGCGACUGCCCAAGCCUAAAGGAUGCUUCUUAUGAGGCAGCUAGAGUCAGAGAUGCACUUUGUGCAAAAUUAUGGCUUGAGAAGCAAACAGGGAAAUUGGCUUUACAAGAAGAUGUCGGAAGGUUACUUCCAUUUCUGUUGAAGCUUGGGAAGGAGUCAAUUGCAACAGAAUUUAAGCUGUUGAUUCGAGAUGACAGGAAGGAUGCUAUUUCAAGCUCAACAGAGAGAAGUGCUAGUUCACCAGAUCUGGGGAAUUUGAUGCGGCAUCAUUCAGAAAAUGAAUGUGACAUUGUGCGUUUCAUGCUACCACCCUUGUGUCACCUCUCUGCCAAUGAUAAAAUGCGCAAGAUCCUCAUUGAAAAGGAAGGUCUUGAACUGCUAUCUAAGUACUUUUUUCAUCAUUGGAACAUUUGGCAUAAACAAACAGAAAACAUCACUGUUGAUGAUGAGUCUGAGAUGUGUCUCGUCACCAUGCUUGGUAUUUUCUUGAACAUCCUUGUGACAGAACCAGAACUUGCAACAAAAGUUGAAGCUCUCAAGGAGAUUGGCAAACACGCUCUGGUGUCUUCUUUGCAGUUUCUCUCCGGAGAUGUAAAUGUCACUAUUUCAGUGAAUCUUGUGGUCCUUGGUCUUCUGUUUGUGAAGUGCCACAAAGAUGGAGGAAAAAUAGCACUGUUUGAUCAUAAAGAGGUAUCAGAUUUCCUUAAAAACUCCAUUCAAAUCUUGAAGGAGGCAAGACACCCUACUACUGGCAAAACACAGGGAGACCAAGGUGAUAAAAAGACUGAGUUUGCCACCCAGUGUAGAGGUUUCUGGGAUGACAUUUCAGAACUUUGGACUCUAGGUGUACAAGUGCUUUUAUCCUUGGCAAGUUCCAUGUCUGUCGUGAAAGAGCUUCUCCAGGAUAGUGGAUGGUGUGAAGAAGUAGUCAAUAUUGUGAAUUAAACUAACAAACAAGAGGAAAAUCCUGGGAAAAAACUGAGACCAAGGGUAAGUGAUGUAUUUUUUCUAGUUUGAGGAGGCAUGUUAUAUUACCAAGUUAGACAAAUCGUUGUUAAAAAAAUAACAGCUCCAUUGUUCUUUACUGUGUAUUAUAUAAGACGGAAGUUAUUUUGUAGUGUAAUUGACUGUGCUCUACGUAAACUCUUUCUUGCAGCUUUGUCUGCAUUGAAAGAGCAGCAGUGGGUCUUCAUAUACUACAGUACAAAUUGUGGUACUGUACUAAGAUUCCACAAUCAGUAGACAAUUGUUUGUGGUAAAGCUCCAAGGUUUUCUUGCUUUAAAAUGAUUUUAAUGAAAAUGGUCUUAUAGAAAUGUUGUGGAGUAGCUCUUUGUAGCCUUUUCAAAAUGUAUGUUAAUGGUUUUAGCAAUAAUUUAUUGUAAUUUUUUAUUGCCACCUGGUCUUAGUUGUCAUAAGAUUAAAACCUACAAAUAGGACAAAACAAAAAUAAUUUUAACUGAUCUAAAAAGGUGAACCACAGUGCUCUGCAGGCUGGUCUAAACUCUGUCUUAGUAGUAUGCUAU